UGAAAAAUUCGCCAAUAAUUAGAAAACAUCCCUUAUUUUGACAUUUCCAUUUUUUUGACACAUCUUAUAACCUAAAAUUCAAGCAAUCAUAACCUAAAAGUCGAGAAACUCGUGUCAAGUUUAAGAGAUUUUUUAAAACAAAGUGCAAAAAGAAAAAAGAGGAGACUUAAUUGAAGAAAAUAUAGAAUUUGUUCCACAUAAUUUAUUCAAGAAAGUUAGAAAAUGAUAACAGAGAACAGUGAUUUAAAUACUUCUUCUUCGUGUUCUGAAAUAAUCGAUGACAUUGAGGACCUUAUAUCAGCCCAAGAUUUAACUCCUAAAGAAAGAUACAGUUCGCGUAAAAAUAUUAAAAUAAAAGCUAAAAAAAAGGACAGACACAUUGAAAAUGUGGAGCCAGUUAGCGGUGACAAUAUUCCUGGGACUCAGAAAAUUUACAUCAAAACAUGGGGCUGUGCUCACAACAGCUCAGACACUGAGUACAUGGCUGGUCAGUUGUCUGCGUAUGGUUACAAAUUGACCGAAAAUAAAAAAGAGGCUGAUCUUUGGCUACUCAACAGUUGCACAGUCAAAAACCCAGCUGAGGAUCACUUUAGAAAUCAAAUCCAAGAAGCCAAAGAACUAGGAAAGUGCAUUGUUGUGGCGGGAUGUGUCCCCCAAGGCGCUCCAAAAGCUUCCUUCAUUCAAGGCCUUAGCAUUAUUGGUGUGCAACAAAUAGACAGAGUUGUGGAAGUUGUUGAAGAGACUUUGAAAGGAAACACUGUCAAGUUAUUAGGAACAAAAAAAGAACACGGCAAAAAAGUUGGGGGUGCUUCUUUAUUGUUGCCCAAAGUUAGGAGAAAUCCCUUGAUUGAAAUCAUUGCCAUCAAUACAGGGUGUUUAAAUCAGUGUACUUACUGUAAAACUAAACAUGCCAGAGGUGAAUUGGGGAGUUAUCCGCCUGAGGAAAUUGUCGAAAGGGCGAAACAAGCAUUUGAAGAGGGCGUUGUUGAGAUAUGGCUUACCUCGGAAGAUACAGGCACAUAUGGAAGGGAUAUUGGGACUUCACUACCUGAGCUUCUCUGGAAACUAGUGGAAGUAAUUCCUGAAGGUUGUCGCUUAAGAUUGGGCAUGACCAACCCCCCCUACAUCCUAGAACACCUAUCAGAAGUGGCAAAAAUAAUGAACCAUCCCCGUGUUUACAGCUUUCUCCACGUUCCUGUCCAGUCCGGAAGCGAUCAAGUCCUCUCAGACAUGAAACGAGAAUACUUCAGAAAAGAUUUUGAACACGUUGUUGAUUUCCUACAGUCGCAAAUCCCAGGCAUGACGAUUGCCACUGAUAUAAUUUGCGGCUUUCCCACAGAAACUGAAACAGAUUUUGAGGACACUCUAUCUCUUUGUGAAAAAUACAAGUUUCCUAGUUUAUUUAUCAAUCAGUUCUUCCCAAGGCCUGGGACGCCGGCGGCUCUACUUCCGAGAAUACCAGCGCAAGAAGUGAAAGGCAGAACUAAACGAUUGACAGAUUUAUUUUAUUCUUAUCACCCAUAUGAUAAGAAAGUUGGGGAAGUACAGGAGGUGCUUGUAACUGAAGUGUCUCACGAUAGGAAACAUUAUGUGGGGCAUAACAAAUUUUACGAGCAAGUUUUGGUACCCAAAGAUGAAAAAUACAUGGGGAAACUUGUCACUGUUAAAAUUGUCACUGCAACAAAAUUUUCAAUGACUGGGGAACCCUUAAGCCAAGUCAUGCCUGGAAUUGCCAAGCCCUUGCAGCAAGGCCAAGUUUCCGGGGUUAAAUUGAAGAAAACGGACGAUGUUAGGGUGCUAAUUACCCUAAUUGUGCUAGGAAUGUCGAUUAUUUUUAGAUUUUUGUGGAUGAUACUUUAGUCAUUUCAUGAAGAAACUUUAUUAUUACAGCAAGUAAUAAAUUAUUCUUUUCGAAAGAA
Tribolium madens (black flour beetle) is the source of this 1919-nucleotide messenger RNA. RefSeq names its product threonylcarbamoyladenosine tRNA methylthiotransferase. Gene Ontology annotation, cellular component: endoplasmic reticulum. The transcript has 5 exons. Bases 223 to 1860 code for a protein of 545 amino acids. Gene Ontology annotation, molecular function: tRNA (N(6)-L-threonylcarbamoyladenosine(37)-C(2))-methylthiotransferase activity; 4 iron, 4 sulfur cluster binding. Gene Ontology annotation, biological process: tRNA methylthiolation. Lineage: Eukaryota; Metazoa; Arthropoda; Insecta; Coleoptera; Tenebrionidae. The record is from RefSeq and is a predicted model, not a curated record.